This is a messenger RNA of Eimeria maxima, 1605 nucleotides long. RefSeq lists its product as hypothetical. Lineage: Eukaryota; Apicomplexa; Conoidasida; Eucoccidiorida; Eimeriidae. The record is from RefSeq and is a predicted model, not a curated record. The transcript is spliced from 8 exons. Gene Ontology annotation, cellular component: perinuclear region of cytoplasm. The coding region runs from base 1 to 1605 and encodes 534 amino acids.
AUGGCAGACACGGAGGGGGGCCCUGAGGAGGUGCCAGCGAACGCGUUGAACGAAGAAGUAGAUCAUCACGCUUUAUUUGGCCCUAUUUGCUUCUUCAAUAUCCCCAUGGAAUUUGUCCUGGCUAGGCUAGACGCAUACAGAGCGAGGGGCCAGGAUGCUGUUGAAGGGGACGCUGACCAGCCAACCAACAAAGAGCGAAAGAAGCAUCAUUCAAAAAAAAGCAAACAAUCUGUGCCCGAAGGCUCUCCAUCCACUGAAAAGCGGACGAAAAAGAGUGCAAAGCAGGCACAGGAAGGAGGGGAAGGCCAAGCCCCGGCCAAACCCGAAGACGAAACGAAAAGUGAAAACUCUGAAAAGAAGAAGAAAAAUAAGAAAACUGUGGUCGUUGCUGUGGAAGAUGCGAAAGACGGCAAAGACUCGACAGACCACUUGCAAACAAAUGCCAGCAGCAAGACUCGCAAGUCCACUCUUCUUAUGUGUGACAACGCAGCUGCAGUUGCCUUGGGUAAUCUGCUGGCCAUUCAGCGAGGGGUAUCGUCUAAGGCUGAUGGGCGGGAGGAGGCCGAGGAGGGUCAAUGGCUUGAAGAGAUUGAAGAUGAGGAACUCGACCAGAUCCUAGCUAAAGCACAGAAUUCCGAACAACGAGUAGCGGAGCUAAGGAGCGUGAUUUCCGAAACUGCAUCUAAGGCGUUUGAGGGCUACUCCGAUGAACUCACAACACUAACGCAGGACAAAGCCAUCAUUGUCGGGACGGCAGAUGAGGACAAAGUUAUUGCAGUUGAACAAAAAGAAGCCCAGGAAAAUAUAGCAGCGUGUGUAGCCCAACAGAAGGAGCUGCAGCAACAACAGCAACGGCUUUUGUUGUAUGAACAAGUUGUCCGCAAGAGGAUUUUAGAUGAGCUAGAGUGGCGAGAAGCAAAGCUCAAAGUGCUGAGGCGUCAGGCAGAGAAGCAAGACCUCAAUAGACAGGACCAUCUUUUGAAGUUGGUUCGGGAGUGUGAAUGCCGAAUGGAAGCCUUGAUGGGGCGCCGUAAAGCUCGCCUGUCAUCUGUUUACGGCCUUCUAAAAAAGGAAGGGGAAUACACCGCUGUUUCAAGGAGAACAGAGGACCCCAAGUCGAACGGAAGAAACAACUUCAUUCCAAUGGGCAAGUCCUACCGUGUCGAAUGGCUGCGGGCUCCUCAACCCCUGAAGAUGCAGAUAGAUUUCUGCCGGGCCCUCAAGGACAAAGUUCCUCCUGGAAGAUACCUUGUUGCGGUGUCGAUAUGGACGCGCAUCGGAGGCACACGUCUCCGGUGGAACGGGCUGCCGUCUAUCGAGGAGAGACUCCUGCAAGAUGCAGCUGAGAGGAAACAAAGUAAAUUAUCCAUCGCAGGGCUGCCGAAUGUCGGAAAAGAAUCAUCAGGAGGAAAUGAAACCUUUGUGGGAACUGCAGCAGCCGUCACCCAAUCCGUGGAAUUUACAGCAAACUUUAGCGACGAAUGCCUGAGGCAAGACGGAUACUUCCACGUUCAUUCAUGGCUAGCAGUUAAAGAAGACUCUGUAUUCAUCCGCACAUUCAAGAAGGUUUUCUGUGGGAGUUUGUCGCAUGGCAACCCUCAGUAA